Molecule: messenger RNA, 1825 nt
Organism: Neolamprologus brichardi
Lineage: Eukaryota; Metazoa; Chordata; Actinopteri; Cichliformes; Cichlidae
Gene: vsig8b
Product: V-set and immunoglobulin domain containing 8b
Source: RefSeq, a predicted model, not a curated record
UUCACCCGAGGACAAAAUAAGCCUGCUACACCUGUACUGUCACACCGGUUAGCCUUCAAGGACAUACUUUUGUUGUGGAUUGUGUCUUCACUUUAAGUGUGUUUGCUCUCAGGUUGAAAAUGGAGCCAGCAUUCACGAGCGUCAGGCUAAAGGUGGCUGUGCUGUUUCUGGUGACAAUUCAGCUGAGAACAGAGGCGAUGCAGAUAACAUCCACGGGGGCGCAGACCAUUCAGUAUGCAACGGGAACGACUGUUAAACUGGGAUGCACCUAUACUCCAGCCACAGCAGACACAGGACCGCUGGAUAUUGAGUGGUCCAACGUCAGUCCGGACAUGACACAGAAGGACACAGUGAUCUUAUCAUAUUCAGGUGGCCAGACCCACUACAUGGACAACAGCGUCUCCAAAAGGUUCAGUUUCACAGGGAACCCCGACCAGGGAGAUGCUUCGAUCUCUAUCACUGGUGUGACAGUCUCAGACACCGCCACAUACCAGUGUAAAGUCAAGAAGCUCCCAGGCAUUGACAUGAGAAAAAUCACACUGGUUGUGUUGGUUCCCCCAUCACCGCCAAAGUGUUGGGUUGAAGGUGGUGAGGAGAAAGGAAGCACAGUCUCCCUCCGCUGCGUAUCCCGUCAAGGAUCCUCUCCCAUCAGCUAUGUGUGGACGAGAGACAACGGAGCUGCAAUGCCAUCCACUGCUACUCAAAACCAACAGAGUGGGGAGCUUCUGGUAAAGAACCAUACAGACAGCAACACUGGAACUUAUGUCUGCGAGGCAGCAAACGCUGUGGGCAAAGGGCAGUGUAAAUACGUACUGCAUGCAUACAACCCUACCAAUAAAGCAGGUGUGAUCGCUGGCGCUGUGAUAGGCGCUCUGCUGCUUCUGCUGCUCCUCCUGCUUCUCAUCUGGCUUCUCAUCUGCUGCUGCCACAAGCGUCGCUACCAGAAGGAGGUCGCGAAUGAAAUAAGGGAGGAUGCGCAGGCCCCGGAGAGCAGGCCCCCGAGCAGGAACUCCAGCAUGCACUCCAGCCGGCACUCCAGCCUCCGCUCGGUGAUGGGAUACCGCACUCACCACGGCGUCAUCUACAGUUCCGUAAGGGGCAAUCUGCCUACGGUGAAUGAAUCGGGCCCAAUCUUCACAAAUGGAAGCAAUGGGUCGACCACAGGCGGGGAGAUACCCGCUCACCUCACAUAUGACCCUAAAUAUGGAUACGCCGUGUGACCACAAACCUCAAGCCUAACAGGCUCUUAAUUUUAUUUUUAGUGCUCAACUACACUUUAUGAUAAAAAAAAAAGACUCAACACCUUUUAAAUAAUGUUCUGUGUCUGAAGUAUAUAAGGGCCAAGAGGUGCAAUAAUAUAUACAUGUUUUUUAAACCAGGGAACAAUGGGAGUGUUUGCAUAGCUACUGACUCAUAAAAUCCUACCCUCAUGUGACAUAUUAUAUGUAUCAGCUGACUUUCAUGAAGCACUUUAGCACAUCACUGUUAGUGUAAAACAAACAGAAGAACAGGUUUUCAUAAUCACAAAUAAGAUUUGCUUUCUUGGGUUUUUUUUUUAAUUUUUUAAAACUGUAUGCAAAAUGUAUAUAGCAAAGCAAUUGUUUUUUUAUUAUGGUGCUUUUUUUCCUUCUUGUUAUUUUUUUUUAUUUUGUACAGUUUAAUGUUUUAAUUGGCAAGUCAAGGCGAACAACAAAUGUAAAUGGCAUUCGGGUGUUUGUGUUGUCGGUCCACAUGGGUCACAUGUGUACAAAUGUAACUUAAUUAGAGAGAUUAACGAAUGAAGAAUCCAUUAAAAUAAAUAUCUAGUGCAGAGUUCUUGUUUAAA